This is a messenger RNA of Canariomyces notabilis, 1240 nucleotides long. RefSeq lists its product as uncharacterized. The transcript has 3 exons. The record is from RefSeq and is a predicted model, not a curated record. Lineage: Eukaryota; Fungi; Ascomycota; Sordariomycetes; Sordariales; Chaetomiaceae. The coding region runs from base 99 to 1070 and encodes 323 amino acids.
UUUCUUUCAAAAUCCAUCGUAGCCGUACUCGAGAAACUGCCAACUCCAAACUUCCACCCAACAGUCGCUCUCAUCGGCGGGUCGCAUCACGCUACAUCAUGUAUGCCGACAAUGAUGCAUCGAGAGGCCCAAACGGAGAUGCCCCGCCAUCAUCGCCGCUUGGCAGGCACCCGUCAAUCUCACUCCAGGCUGCCGCAACUCUCAAUGCUGGUCUCCAGCGGGAAUCGCCGUCUACGUCUCGAGGUUCAUCGAUCAGCAGUCCGUUGUCUCCUCGGCGGGACUCAUCCAGCGCUGGCCGGCGCCGCUCCCAGGUUCUGAUGAACCUUCAAAUCGCCGAUCCCUCGGUGCCAGCGCCUGGGGAGAUGGUGUCCGACAGCCAGAGCAGCAGCUACCAGACACCUGGCCAUUUCCCUAUCUCCAGCUCUCCUCGGCUGAUACCCACCGGGAUCCCGCAUCACAACCGAACCCUUAGCCUGGGUGAACUGCAUCAAGAAUUGGAGAAUGAGCAGGAGAAACAGGUCAACCGACUCCUCGCCGAAAUCAGCCGGCUACAGGCCCAGCUGGAACGCCAAAACAUGGGCCAGCCCGCAGCUUCGGGAAAUGAGGCAUCUGACCGAGCCGUGCCAGUCCCAAUUGCAACAUCAACUCCACAGACGCCAUACGCAGGGGGCGUAGGUUCGAGUUCUCUGCCCCGGUCACCUGUAUUCGCGCACCGUCAUCCGCGCAGCUCCUUUGAUAUGGCCCGGGCCGAUCUCCACCUCCGGUCCAGGACUCCGAGUCGCCAUGCCUCGCCCCGGCUUCGCUCCUCCUCGAUCAGCGGUGACAGCGGCGAGCCGUGGGUCCUUGGCGGCCGCGACGAGAGCGCCUUUUACCAGGCUGAGACACAAAUGCUGGUCCGUGAGAAUCAGAUGCUUCGACAUAGGAUCAAAGAAUUGGAGGCAAAGCUUGCUGAGUUGACCGGCAACAAUACCCAAUUCACUCACCCGCCGUCUCACUCUUCGCACUUGACUCAUUCGACGUCCGUAUCCGAAGAUGAUUCGGCUCAGCAGUCUUCUGAUACGACGUCUUAGGCCACGAUUAUCAGGGCACCAUUGAGCGAGCGGCGAUUCUCUUAUUAUUUCGUUUACUGCUAAAGGAGGGCACAAAUCAUUAUUUCUUUUCCAUUGUCCCACAGAUAUCUGCUUUGCGAUGGCGUUCCGAUGGGUUAGAGGAUUUUUCGCAAGAUUCAAGGUGCAACAGA